UUCUCCUCUCUUUAAUAUCAGUGAUUCUUUUUGUCUCCUUUGUGUUUUAUUUGGCCUGAAGUGUGGAGACAGACACUAAACUGUGACUGCGGAUCAUUUCUCCAGAAUACUUUUUGUGUCGUUGUGAGUGUGAGUGAAAACAAACAGUAACGAGCAAAGUCUGCAGCUCAGCGAGUGAAUGGCUUACAAUGAGUAAUAAUAAUCAGAGUCACGACCUAUGUGGGUUGCCCCCGAGUUUGCACAACGAGGACGAGGCUCUGGCCAUAGAAAACGCCAUCAGGGCGGCUAUAAGCACGGUGCUGGGCGUGAUGUGCAGCGCCUGCAGCCGCAGAGCGCAGGAGUACCAGAGGAUGGUGGCGGACCGGGACAGAGAGAUCCGGAGACUGGAGAGCAAGUUGGAGGAAAGUAAAAGUGAGCUGCAGAAGUUGCAUGUGGAGGUCGGCAGGGGGCAGCCCGAGGGUCGAGUAGGUGCACCUACACACAUUUCACCCAAGUGCUGUGACACAACGGUGGCCUUUCCCCACCAACAUGCCCACACUGCUGAGAAACCCUUAUGGGAAGAUGAAAGAGCAGUUGGAGACCUGCCCUUUGGAUGCAUCGCCUCCCCGAUCAAAGAGGAACCUUCUGACCUGGAGAUUAAAUGGGAAGUGUCUGACGGGGGGUUGUUGGACCAACAGGAGGUGCAGUGUGGAGCUGAAUUUCAGCACAAAGAAAAAACUGCAAGCAAAGCCAUGGAUGACAUUGCCACUCUUAUUAAAGAAGCACUACCAAUGCGUAACACACCAGCUACUCUGCAACCCAUUUUGGAUGUCCUCCAAGACCUUGGGGUGGAUACGGUUGAAGAUUUAAAGUUUGUCCAGAUAGAUGACCUAGCAGGCGUGCUCAAGCCCAUUCAAGCAACAAAGCUUUUUGCACACUU
Molecule: messenger RNA, 919 nt
Organism: Morone saxatilis (striped sea-bass)
Lineage: Eukaryota; Metazoa; Chordata; Actinopteri; Moronidae
Source: RefSeq, a predicted model, not a curated record